Oreochromis niloticus (Nile tilapia) is the source of this 1694-nucleotide messenger RNA. RefSeq names its product pyruvate dehydrogenase E1 component subunit alpha, mitochondrial. The record is from RefSeq and is a predicted model, not a curated record. Lineage: Eukaryota; Metazoa; Chordata; Actinopteri; Cichliformes; Cichlidae. Gene Ontology annotation, biological process: pyruvate decarboxylation to acetyl-CoA. Bases 109 to 1281 code for a protein of 390 amino acids. Gene Ontology annotation, molecular function: pyruvate dehydrogenase (acetyl-transferring) activity. Gene Ontology annotation, cellular component: intracellular membrane-bounded organelle. The transcript has 11 exons.
CUAUGCACAUCAGAGGGAUUGCAGUCAGCUGUGUUUUUAGCUGCAAAUAUUUAAGACAGGGAAAAGUCCCCUAAGCCAGAAGGACAGUUGUGUCUUGGGUUAGUGCAAAUGUUGGCCACUAUUGCAAGUGUGUUUCGAGUGAGUGCCCAGAGGAAUGGGGCUGCACUGAUUAUGUCAGCACGCACAUUCACUGAUUUCACGACCCAGGCUACCUUUGAAAUAAAGAAAUGUGACCUCUUCAAGCUGGAUGAGGGCCCUGCCACUCAGGUGGUUCUGACUCGUGAUGAGGGUCUGCAGUACUACCGCACAAUACAGAUCAUGAGACGUAUGGAGCUGAAGGCAGAUCAGCUGUACAAACAGAAGAUGAUUAGAGGGUUCUGUCACUUGUAUGAUGGGCAGGAAGCCUGUGCUGUUGGUCUUGAAGCCUCAAUUAACUUGUCAGACCACCUGAUCACAGCAUAUCGUGCCCAUGGCUACACUUACACCCGGGGAGGGACUGUCAAGGAGAUCAUGGCUGAGCUCACUGGCAGAAGAGGCGGAAUUGCAAAGGGCAAGGGAGGCUCUAUGCACAUGUACUGCAAAAACUUCUAUGGUGGAAAUGGAAUUAUUGGUGCUCAGGUUCCUUUGGGUGCUGGUGUAGCACUUGCCUGCAAGUACCUGGGCAACAAUGAGCUAUGUGUCUGUCUCUAUGGUGAUGGUGCUGCCAACCAGGGCCAGAUCUUUGAAACGUACAACAUGGCUGCUCUCUGGAAGCUGCCUGUUAUCUUUGUCUGCGAGAACAACCGGUAUGGCAUGGGCACCUCAGUGGAACGAGCUGCAGCCAGCACAGAUUACUACAAGAGAGGAGAGUUCAUUCCUGGUCUGAGGGUGGAUGGAAUGGAUGUUCUUUGUGUCCGGGAAGCAACCAGGUUUGCUGCUGAUCACUGUCGCUCUGGGAAGGGUCCUAUUCUGAUGGAACUCCAGACAUACCGCUAUCAUGGACACAGCAUGAGCGAUCCUGGACUUAGCUACCGCACACGUGAGGAGAUCCGGGAAGUGCGCAGUAAGAGUGACCCCAUCUCUAUGCUAAAGGACCACAUGCUCAGCCAAAACAUGGCUAGUGUGGAGGAACUCAAGGGAAUUGAUGUGGAAGUGAGGAAGGAGAUCGAGGAUGCAGCUCAGUUUGCCACCACAGACCCGGAGCCCCCACUGGAAGAACUGUGCAACCACAUCUUCUACAAUGAGCCACCUUUUGAGGUGCGCGGCACAAACCCGUGGACCAAGCUGAAGUCUAUUAGCUGAAGUUCUUGACAACCGCCUGUCCUCAAUGCACACCAUGUACUUUAAACUUAUGCCUCUCACCAGAGCCAAGACAAGAUCAGAUUCACUUUACUACACUGUAGCAAUUUCAAGACUUCAGGAAGUGUUAAUCUUAUCAGUGUUGCCAGUGUACAAUUUAUACCUACAUUUAUGCUCUUCACCAUAUUUACCUUGGCUAGAAAUGUUUAGUGAUUGGUUUCUGGUUGACUUCAUCUUUUCACAAGACUUGAGCCACAUUUAUUCCUUAAAUCUCUGACUAGAUUAUUUGCUGUGUAAUCUGGUAAUUUUUGAGGUGCUGUAAAUGUUUGGUGUGUCACAGGAUGUAUCACCUUAACAUGGCUUUGUGCUCUAUAUACUUAAAGAAGUCAACUUGAGAAAGUGCUCUUCUCUUCAAA